UAUUAAGAUAAAUGGAGUAUCUUGGAAUAUUGAUAACAGGGAUAUUGUUCGUAAUAAUGAUCAACUUAAUGGAUUAUGUGCAGGCGGUUUUCAAUCUGGUGGUCCAUCUGGUGGUUGGAUACUUGGCCUUACAUUUUUAAGAAAUGUAUAUAGUAUUUUUGAACAAAGUCAAGAUGGAUAUGGGACUAGAGUUGGGUUUGCAACUUUAACUGUGAUCCUUCUUAUUGAAUAUUAUGAUACGCGCGCUGCUCAUGCCGCUAAAGAAUCAACAAACGGCAUAAUUAUUGAGGUAUCUUAUAUUUGGUGA
This is a messenger RNA of Racocetra persica, 307 nucleotides long. NCBI's taxonomy places the organism in Eukaryota, Fungi, Glomeromycota, Glomeromycetes, Diversisporales, Gigasporaceae. The record is from the annotation of a GenBank genome assembly.